Zymoseptoria tritici IPO323 is the source of this 1712-nucleotide messenger RNA. RefSeq lists its product as uncharacterized. NCBI's taxonomy places the organism in Eukaryota, Fungi, Ascomycota, Dothideomycetes, Mycosphaerellales, Mycosphaerellaceae. The record is from RefSeq and is a predicted model, not a curated record. The transcript is spliced from 4 exons. The coding region runs from base 144 to 1712 and encodes 522 amino acids. Gene Ontology annotation, molecular function: UTP:glucose-1-phosphate uridylyltransferase activity. Gene Ontology annotation, cellular component: cytoplasm. Gene Ontology annotation, biological process: glycogen metabolic process; UDP-alpha-D-glucose metabolic process.
CUUUCAUCAUCCUCCACCACCAUCUCCCUCCCAUCCCACCACCUCCCCGACCGCACAGCGGAUACAACACCGAACUUCCUCCAAACACCCACCACAACAAACACCUCUUCCACCACCCUCGAGACUGAAGACACACCGCAAUCAUGUCUUCCAUUCCCACCAAGAUCAAGGACGCGCUUCCCACACACCUGAAGCCAGGCAAUGGCGCCGAGGGUGACCGUCACCACGGAAAGUCGCAGUCGCAUGUGGCUUUCGAGAACACAUCCACAUCCGUUGCGGCUUCGCAGAUGCGCAAUGCCCUCAACAACCUCUCAGAUGGCGUUAAGGACCCAGCUCUCAAGAAGCGCUUCGAGACGGAAAUGGACAACUUCUUCGCCCUCUUCCGCCGCUACCUCAACGACAAGGCCAAGGGCAACGAGAUUGACUGGAACCGCAUCUCCCCACCAAAGCCUGAGCAGGUCGUCGACUACAACAGCCUAGGCAACUCCGAGUCGGUCGACUUCCUCGGCAAGCUCGCCGUUCUCAAGCUCAACGGUGGUCUCGGUACCUCCAUGGGCUGCGUCGGUCCCAAGUCUGUCAUUGAGGUCCGCGACGGCAUGUCUUUCCUCGAUCUCUCCGUCCGCCAGAUUGAGCACCUCAACCGCACAUACGACGUCAACGUCCCAUUCGUCCUCAUGAACUCGUUCAACACCGACGCCGACACCGCAAGCAUCAUCAAGAAGUACGAGGGUCACAACAUUGACAUCCUCACCUUCAACCAAUCCCGCUACCCACGUAUCCUCAAGGACUCGCUCCUUCCCGCACCAAAGUCCGCCGACUCGCAAAUCUCCGACUGGUACCCACCAGGCCACGGUGACGUUUUCGAGUCGCUCUACAACUCUGGCAUCCUCGACAAACUCAUCGACCGCGGUGUUGAGAUUCUCUUCCUCUCCAACGCCGACAACCUCGGCGCCGUGGUUGACCUCAACAUCCUCCAGCACAUGGUCGAGACAAAAGCAGAGUACAUCAUGGAGUUGACAGACAAGACCAAGGCUGAUGUCAAGGGUGGCACCAUCAUCGACUACGAGGGUCAGGCUCGUCUGUUGGAGAUUGCUCAAGUCCCCAAGCAAUACACCAACGAGUUCAAGAGCAUCAAGAAGUUCAAGUACUUCAACACCAACAACAUCUGGAUGAACCUCCGCGCGGUCAAGCGCAUCGUCGAGAACAACGAGCUCGCCAUGGAGAUCAUCCCCAACGGCAAGACUAUCCCCGCCGACAAGAAGGGUGAGGCCGACGUCAACAUCAUCCAACUCGAGACCGCCGUCGGUGCCGCGAUCCGUCACUUCCACAACGCUCACGGCGUGAACGUGCCUCGUCGCCGUUUCUUGCCAGUCAAGACCUGCUCCGAUCUCAUGCUCGUCAAGUCGGACCUUUACACGCUCAAGCACGGCCAGCUCGUGAUGGACCCCAACCGUUUCGGCCCUGCUCCUCUCAUCAAGCUCGGCAACGACUUCAAGAAGGUGUCCAACUUCCAGAGCCGCAUCCCUUCCAUUCCCAAGAUCCUCGAGCUUGAUCAUCUCACCAUCACCGGAGGUGUGAACCUCGGCCGUGGUGUCGUGCUCAAGGGUACCGUCAUCAUCGUCGCGACCGAGGGCUCGACGAUCGACAUUCCUCCGGGUUCCGUGCUCGAGAACGUGGUGGUGCAGGGUAGCUUGAGACUGCUCGAGCACUAG